Molecule: messenger RNA, 921 nt
Organism: Fusarium redolens
Lineage: Eukaryota; Fungi; Ascomycota; Sordariomycetes; Hypocreales; Nectriaceae
Exons: 4
Coding region: 1-921 (306 amino acids)
Source: RefSeq, a predicted model, not a curated record
AUGUAUCACAUACCAUAUCGACAAAGGCGCGGCUAUGAAGCGCCCUGCGCGGCGACAGGGACUAUAUGUCACAACCCUCCAACAAGCCUGCAUGCAGUAGACAAUGGAACGAGAUGUGCUUUGGAGGUCAAGAAUGGGAACAUGGAAGCAUACAGAUACUGCCCACAGCUUCAUCUUUGUGAGUACCUAGAUUGUCAGAAUCUGAGAUCACGACACCGUGACCAAUACCUUCCACUCUGCGACGGCCACCGCUGCCAGUACGACAGUUGCCGGAAUCCUAGAGACGGUGGUGCUGGUGUAUUCUGUCGAUCUCAUACUUGCAGCGAGCCUUACUGCGGUGCCUUCGCUCCAGGCACAGAUCUAGACGAUCCUCAACGGUUCUGCGAACGUCAUCGUCAAUGUCUAAGACCGCACUGUCCACGUCUCUGUCAUACUCGCGACAACGGACAUCCCACACCUUUUUGUGGUGCGCAUUACUGCGAAGCACAUGAUUGUGACGAUGGUCGUGACGGGGGUGCUUUCUGCCAUGCGCAUACGUGUGUCGAGCCAGGCUGUGUAAGAGGCAGACAGAACCCUGGUGAGUAUUGCAGGGAGCAUACGUGUAGGCAUUGGAACUGCCGGAUGAGGAGGAUUGGGAGGGAAUUUUGUCCGCAGCAUGAGUGUGCCUAUGAUGGCUGUAACGCUGAAGUGGUGGAGGGGCGGUUUUGUGACCGUCACAAGAGACGUAUGGGGGCUGGAUUUGGGGGGAGAAGAUAUCCGGCUCCAGGGAUGGGAUAUCCCAUCUACGACGACGAAGAGGAUGUGGCCGAAGGCCUGAACACGGCAGCCCAUUCUGCCAACACCACAUCUGUCACGUCCACAACUGCCCAGCCCCUAGGACUCGAUCAUCUCAGUUCUGCAUUGAUCACGAGUGCCCUAUAG